Anopheles funestus (African malaria mosquito) is the source of this 2549-nucleotide messenger RNA. It is a transcript of the gene fkh, whose product is annotated as protein fork head. NCBI's taxonomy places the organism in Eukaryota, Metazoa, Arthropoda, Insecta, Diptera, Culicidae. Gene Ontology annotation, biological process: anatomical structure morphogenesis; regulation of transcription by RNA polymerase II; cell differentiation. Gene Ontology annotation, molecular function: protein domain specific binding; DNA-binding transcription factor activity, RNA polymerase II-specific; RNA polymerase II cis-regulatory region sequence-specific DNA binding. Bases 1107 to 2525 code for a protein of 472 amino acids. The transcript has a single exon. The record is from RefSeq and is a predicted model, not a curated record.
UCGAAAAUACUGUUUGAAAGCCAAAUAGUUGCUGUUCCCCUCUGCAAACAGUCGCAUCUUGUCGCUUGUCUGCCACGGCCAGAUCACGGGCGACUUUGGAAGUUUGUUCAACAUUAGAAUAUAUAAACAUCAAUAUAAUAAAGCUCUCUCGCCCGCGCAAAGUGUCCCGGCGGGUGUACUUUUGCAAAACGAUUAGCUGCGGGAUUUAGCAGCAGCAGCUGCACCAGAAGUAGCACGCAAAUCCGCAUCCGAAAUCGUGCGUUUAAUUCGUUCGUCGAUCACGCGCGGUUGUUGUGAUUGUGCAAUUUUCGUUUGUAAUCGUUCGGCGGAUCGAGCAAAAAGCUUACUGAUGUGCUUUUUUGCUUUCGCUGUUGUGAUCUAAGAUGCGUAACGAUCGAUCGUGAACGUGAUCGUCGAUCGGUGGAAGAUUGUUCUGAGUCGUGUAAAAAAAAAUAAACUCGUGAAGUUUGGUGUGCAAAAAAAGUGAAAUAAUCGUACGACCAAAAACGGACCUUCGAAUUGGGUUAUCCUAUUUCAACAAAAUGUGCAAAUAAAACCAAAUAGAAUUGCAAUAAUUCGACAACGAUGAUGCAGUGCCAUGCAACUAGUUGUUAUACAAAUUGCUCCUUCAGGAUUUAGUGAGCGGGAAGAUCAUUGCUCUGUGAAAGACUAACAAUAAAGCAUUAGAAAAGGAAAGGGUCUAAACGGUCAGCUAGAAACUCAACCAGUGUUUCGGGAGGUAAAGUAUUCGGAUCAGAUUCGUUCAGAUUAUGCUCGACUAGUGAAAGUUCCCUCCUAUGGUGUGUUAUGGCGAUAGAUGUGAAGAUGUGAGUCAGUGUCAGGCGAUAAGAGUGAACAUAGAUCAUGAUUCAUUUACCGUACGUCGGGUACGACUUCAUGGUGCGUGAGCAGAAGCACCAUUAGGUGAUAAGCAGAAGCUAGCGCUGUGCUUUGUGCGUAGUGAUAGGCAAGGAUAACGCUAUCAGAAAGUGUAUUUACGAGCUUGUCAGUGUGUGUGUAUGUGCGUGUGGUGUUAAAGUGGGUGUGUGCGUGUGGAAAAAGGGGAGAAAAGAGAAAAAGGAAAAUACAGAGCGAUUUAAGAAAAAAUGCAAAAGCUUUAUCCGGAAAGCUCGAUCAACACGAGCAGUAGUAUGGCGGUCGGUGGUGGUACCGGUGGCGGCAACAUGAGCCCAAUGGCCACCACGUACAGCAGCAUGAACAGUAUGGGUAUGGCGGUCGGUGGCAUGACGUCGGUAUCACCGCAGGGCGGUGGAUUCGGGGCUACGGUACUCGGCAGCCCGGGAAUGGGUGGGAUGGGUGCCGCCAUGAACAGUAUGUCCGGUAACUGUCUCACCUCGACCCCGAUCGGGUACAGCUCGAUGGGAUCACCGAUCAGCAAUAUGGGUUCGUGCAUGGGUGGCAACGGUAUGAGCACGAUGGCAGCAAUGUCCGGCUACUCGAGCGUAGCCGGAAGCCGGGAAGUACUCGGUGAUCCCAGCUCACCCAACUCGGUCGCACUGCAGCGGGCACGGACAGAAAAACCGGCGGCUACGUACCGGCGGAACUAUACGCACGCGAAACCACCCUACUCGUACAUCUCCCUGAUCACGAUGGCCAUCCAGAACAACCCGCACAAGAUGCUGACGCUUGCCGAGAUAUAUCAGUUCAUCAUGGAUCUGUUUCCGUUCUACCGGCAGAACCAGCAGCGGUGGCAGAACUCGAUUCGGCAUUCGCUCAGCUUUAACGAUUGCUUCGUGAAGGUACCGCGCACACCGGACAAACCGGGCAAGGGUUCGUUCUGGACGCUGCAUCCGGACUCGGGCAAUAUGUUCGAGAACGGGUGCUAUCUGAGGCGCCAGAAGCGCUUCAAGGACGAGAAGAAGGAGGUGUUGCGUUCGCUGCACAAGAGUCCGGCGCACGGCGGCAGCCUGGAUGCGGUCGGCAGCCCGGACAAGAAGGAUCCGAACGAGGAGCAUCACCAUCAUCACCAUCAUCACAGCCACAGCCAUCACAGCCACCGGACGGAGCAUGUGUCGAAGCUGAGCGCGGCCGAUACGCACGGCAUGCUGAACAGUGCGCACGGUAAAGAUGCGGACGCGCUGGCAAUGCUGCACGCGACGGCCGACUUAUGCUUAGCCCAACAAUCUCAUUCACAGCAUGGUGGUACGCACCAUCCUACGCAUCACCAUCAUCAUCAUCCGGCGCACCAGCAGCUGCAGCAGGAGGAAUUGACGGCUAUGGUAAAUCGUUGCCACCCUUCGCUGCUUGGUGAAUAUCACUCGAUGCACCUGAAGCAGGAACCGGCCGGCUACACACCCUCUAGUCACCCGUUCUCGAUUACGCGGCUGCUACCGACCGAAUCGAAGGCCGACAUCAAGAUGUACGAGAUGAGCCAGUACGCCGGUUACAAUGGGUUGAGCCCGCUGCCCAACUCACACGCGGCCGCGGCCGCCCUCGGGCAGGACUCGUACUAUCACCAGAGCCUCGGUUACCACCAUGCGUCCACGGGUACGACCAGCUUGUGACAUCAGUAUCCGCUGGCAUAAGUG